AUGACAACACCCCGCAAAACAACAAAAUCCCUCGGUCACAGGGGAACAAUCCAAGGCUUGACCAUCUCAAAUGACCAAAAUCAAGAUCUAUGCACUUACUACGGGAGCGUCCGAUAUGCACUUCCACCGUCUGAACGCUGGCGCCGCGCUAAGCCCUUACCACAGACAUACACCUACGGCACAACCGACAACCCAGCGGAUUGCACCACCGGCGCGGGUCUAUGUCCCCAACCCGGAUUUCUGAAUCUGUCACCUGAAACUCCAGAUCUAUGGGACGAAGAUUGUUUCCAGUGCAAUGUUUGGGUUCCCCUUGGGGAGGUGCCUGAGGGCGGUUGGCCUGUGUUUGUUUUCCUCCAUGGUGGUUGGCUGCAGUUUGGAACUCCCAAUUCAUUCAAUGCUGCUGCGUUGAUUGGCGAGACGGAGUUCAAGUGUGUGGUUGUUAUGCCUGCGUACCGAGUGAAUCUCUUUGGAUUCUUGUACUCGGCUGAGCUGGAGGCUGAUGCCGCUGAGGUUGGGGAGUCUGUUGGUAACCAUGGAUUCUGGGAUCAGCGAUUGGCGCUUGAAUGGACUCGUGAGAAUGUCGGUUUGUUUGGGGGUGAUUCGAGGAAUAUAACUAUUAGUGGGUAUAGUGCUGGAGCCAACUCUGUCUUCCACCAACUAGCCUACGACCUCCGCCAACCACCCUCAACCGCCCUCAUCCGCCAAGUAUGCAUCUGGUCCAACAGCCCAGCAGUGCAACCCAAACAACCCAGCGAAACCCAAGACCAAUUCAACGAGCUCCUUACAGCCCUCCAAAUCCCGCUUACCCUCCCGCCAAGCGAGAAACUCGCCCUCCUCCGCUCCACGCCCGCCAAAACCCUCAUCGCCACCACCAAAACCCUCACACUCUCCCAAUUCCGGCCCACAACCGACGGAGCCUUCAUAGACCCAGCCCUCUUCACGACCCUCGACAACGGCACCUUCGCCUCCACCCUCCUAUCCCGCAAAACAAGAAUCAUCAUCGGCGAAUGCGCCGACGAACACUUCCUCUACAGCACCUGGUUCCGGCCGCACGCCAACACCCUCUCCGCCCUGCGCACCCGCCUCAUCGCCGACUACCCCGAACACAUCGUCGACGCCCUCAUCCGCACCUACUACCCGGCCGGCGCGCUCCCGGCCAACUGCAAGAACUGGGACGUGGACGCGUGGGGACGCUGCUAUGCCGAUAUGCAGGUGCAUAAGAUCCAGCGUGGGUUCUUGUAUGCGCUGACGAGUAAUUCGGCGGGAGUGGAUGCGUCGGCUUUGCUGUUUCGGUAUCGCAUUGAGUGGAGGGCCAAGUGUGUGGAUUUGGGGAUUCCGGUUGAAUGGGGGGUUACGCAUUCGUCGGAUUAUCCGGUUUGGUUCUAUGGGAAUGGGAAGGGGUUGGAGGGGGGUGAGAAAGAGGUUGUGAAUGGGGCUUUUGUUCGGCCUUUGAGUUUGUUUGUUAGGGGGGAUGGAGGUGAUGGGGACUUUGGAUGGGGAGCUGUUGGGGCUCGGAGGGUCAGGACGUUGAAAGGGGAUGGGACGGUUGUUGUUGUGGAUGAUGAGGGAUGGGAGGAUGGUGUGAGGGUUUGGAAGAGGUUGAGAGAUGCCGAUACGGGCAAGGCGGUGCUAUGA
Messenger RNA from Penicillium nucicola, 1635 nucleotides. Its product is annotated as putative carboxylesterase. The record is from RefSeq and is a predicted model, not a curated record. NCBI's taxonomy places the organism in Eukaryota, Fungi, Ascomycota, Eurotiomycetes, Eurotiales, Aspergillaceae. The transcript is spliced from 4 exons. Bases 1 to 1635 code for a protein of 544 amino acids.